Messenger RNA from Pan troglodytes (chimpanzee), 1761 nucleotides. It is a transcript of the gene TREX2, whose product is annotated as three prime repair exonuclease 2. Gene Ontology annotation, biological process: DNA catabolic process. Lineage: Eukaryota; Metazoa; Chordata; Mammalia; Primates; Hominidae. The record is from RefSeq and is a predicted model, not a curated record. Gene Ontology annotation, molecular function: 3'-5'-DNA exonuclease activity; nucleic acid binding. Bases 804 to 1514 code for a protein of 236 amino acids. The transcript is spliced from 4 exons. Gene Ontology annotation, cellular component: cytoplasm.
GCGGCCCUCCUGUCAUCUUGGCGGGCCUGGGCUGCGUCCUCUUCCUGUGGCUCCACUCCUCCCUGCUGCUGCCAGCCACUUGAAAGCAGAGACCCCACUGUCGCCUCCCCCGGCUGGCCUUAGGGUCCUGUGCGAGACGCACCCCUCAGCCGCCCUCCUCGAGUGCCCCUGGAUCCCACGCGGGGUACUAGUUUCCUGCUCCUCCCUGGCCUGGGCGCUCAGCUCUGGGCUGGGGAAUUCAGCCUGACUGGUUGUCCAGGAAGAUGCUGUCUGGGCUUCCCAGGGUGACCCAGUAUCUCCCUGAGCAGUGUGCCUGUCACAGCUGCCUCCCUCCCUGUCCCUGUGGGCACACAAGGCAAGGAGGCCAGGAGGAGCCAGGUGCCAGACCCCCUCCAUCCCAGUCGCCUGAGGCAUCCCCCAGCCACCACUGUGAGAGGUGGGAGGCCGGGCAGGCCUGUGGUCACCAUGGUACAGGUGCACCACCUGAUUUAUAGGCCAAGGGACUCCUCUUGGUCACCUCUCUGUGCCCCCAGCAUGGGGCUGGCCCUGCAGUGCACCCACCAUCAAGGGCUGUUGUCUCUUGCUCCAGAAUGAGGUCUUCAGGGCGCCACUGCUCGCAGGACCGGGAAGGACCUGGUGCCCUUUGCCUGGAGCGGGAUAGACAGGGCAGCUGGGGGCGGGCUGCGGCCGCUGAUUAAAGGCCGCCUAGAGCAGCCUGUGUGGCGACAGGUGCCCAGAAGCCCAGGAAGCCGGUCAGUGCCCGCCCCAGUUUGAGGACUUGCUAUCCCCGUGGGAACAUCACCAUGUCCGAGGCACCCCGGGCCGAGACCUUUGUCUUCCUGGACCUGGAAGCCACUGGGCUCCCCAGUGUGGAGCCCGAGAUUGCCGAGCUGUCCCUCUUUGCUGUCCACCGCUCCUCCCUGGAGAACCCGGAGCACGACGAGUCUGGUGCCCUAGUAUUGCCCCGGGUCCUGGACAAGCUCACGCUGUGCAUGUGCCCGGAGCGCCCCUUCACUGCCAAGGCCAGCGAGAUCACCGGCCUGAGCAGCGAGGGCCUGGCGCGAUGCCGGAAGGCUGGCUUUGAUGGCGCCGUGGUGCGGACGCUGCAAGCCUUCCUGAGCCGCCAGGCAGGGCCCAUCUGCCUUGUGGCCCACAAUGGCUUUGAUUAUGAUUUCCCCCUGCUGUGUGCCGAGCUGCGGCGCCUGGGUGCCCGCCUGCCCCGGGACACUGUCUGCCUGGACACGCUGCCGGCCCUGCGGGGCCUGGACCGCGCCCACAGCCACGGCACCCGGGCCCGGGGCCGCCAGGGUUACAGCCUUGGCAGCCUCUUCCACCGCUACUUCCGGGCAGAGCCAAGCGCGGCCCACUCAGCUGAGGGCGACGUGCACACCCUGCUCCUGAUCUUCCUGCACCGCGCCGCAGAGCUGCUCGCCUGGGCCGAUGAGCAGGCCCGCGGGUGGGCCCACAUCGAGCCCAUGUACUUGCCGCCUGAUGACCCCAGCCUGGAGGCCUGAGCACCAGGGCCACCUCCUGUGCCAUGGACAGUGCCAGCCUCCACCGUUCAGCUGGCCUCUACCACCCCUGGCUCCUCCUAUCUGGGCAGCUUCAGGUCUGUGCACCUGCCAGGCCUUCCCUGGCUGCCUGACCAGCCAUACAGCCCUGGAUUCCUCUCCAGGCCCUGCUUCCAGGGCCAUGCUCUCCCGGCUAGCCUGCGUGCCCAGCAGAGUUUGCUGUUUCCUAAUAAACAUUGCCAACUACUCA